AUGUAUGUGAAGAUAGUGAGUGUACGACUAAGAUACUUGCGAUAUAAUCAACAGAAGCUGCGUGCGGAAGAAUAUAUUCACUUGCGAGAUGCUAUUGCGAAUAACGCUGACACUGCCGAAAUUGGUAACUCUGUUAUCUUACCAUCAUCGUACAUAGAUAGUCCACGUCACAUGCAAGAAUACAUACAGGAUGCUAUGACUUUCGUGCGUGAAUAUGGACGACCGUGUCUUUUUAUUACUUUUAAAUGUAAUCCAAAAUGGCCGGAAAUUACAUCGUUACUAUUACCAGGACAACAUGCAAUACAUCGUCAUGACAUUACAGCACGUGUGUUUAAACAAAAAUUAAAGUCUUUAAUCAACUUUAUUACCAAAUUGCAUGUAUUUGGCCCCACACGUUGUUGGAUGUAUUCAGUUGAGUGGCAAAAGCGUGGAUUACCUCAUGCUCACAUUUUAAUUUGGUUGGUCGACAAAAUACGACAAAAUACUGAUGACAUCGAUAGUUUGAUUUCUGCAGAGAUUCCAGAUCCAUCUACUGAUCAAUUACUAUUUGAUAUUGUUACUACAAACAUGAUUCAUGGUCCGUGCGGAAAUCUGAAUCCUUCAUCAUCUUGCAUGGUGGACGGAAAAUGUACAAAGCGUUUUCCUAAAGAUUUUACUAACGAUACGGUCACACACGUUGACGGAUAUCCAAUAUAUCGUCGAAGAAGUACCGAAAAUGGCGGACAAUCUUUCGUUAAAACUAUCAACAAGGCAGACAUCGACAUUGAUAAUCGUUGGGUGGUACCAUAUUCACCUUUGCUGAGCAAAACAUUCGAUGCUCCUAUUAAUGUUGAGUUAUGCAGUUCGGUGAAGAGUAUCAUGUAUAUUUGCAAGUAUAUGCAUAAAGGAAGUGAUAUGGCUGUAUUUAGGGUUGAAAAUACUAAUGUUCAUUCUCCUCCAGUGAAUGAAAAUGAUGAAAUUACGAUUUACCAAAUUGGCAGGUAUAUCAGUUCCAAUGAAGCUGUCUGGCGCAUUUUCGGUUUCCCAAUUCAUGAACGGGAUCCAGCAGUUAUCCAUUUAGCUGUCCAUCUUGAAAACGGCCAGCGCGUAUAUUUCACCAACGAUACAGCGCUUGAUCGUGCUAUAAAUCCACCAAAAACUACGCUCACCGAAUUUUUUGAACUGUGCAAUCGUGCGGAUGCUUUUGGUGCCUUCGCACAAACACUGCACUAUUCUGAAGUUCCACGGUAUUUUACAUGGACUCAGUCGAAACAAUGGAUGCCCCGUAAGAAAGGGAUACCAGUUGAUCCGUGCCCCGGUUUAUUCAAAUCAAAUAAUUUGCGUCGUGUAUAUCCAGUCAAUCCAAGGCAAACUGAGUGCUUUUAUCUGCGACUAUUGUUAGUUAAUGUCACCGGACCAUUGUCAUUUCAAGAUAUACGGAAGGUAGAUGGACAACAGUAUCCUACGUAUAAAGAUGCAUGCCUUGCUCUAGGCUUGCUAGAAGAAGACAACCAUUGGGACAGUAUGCUUGCUGAAGCAGCAUUAAACUGCACAGGAAAACAAAUUCGUCUACUAUUUUCUAUAGUAUUGACUACAUGUUUCCCGGCCCGAGCACAAAUGUUGUGGGAUAAUCACAAAGAUUCAAUAACUGAUGAUAUAUUGUAUCGACAUCGUACAAGGUGCAACGAUCUAGUAAUAUCAUCCAGUGAUGCAAUGUACAAUGAAGCAUUAAUUGCUAUCGAGGAUCUUUGCAUUGCUAUUGCGAAUUUACCAAUCAGUCAUUUCGGUAUGAGCUCACCGAAUCGAAGUGCAUCUGAUUUACUCAACACAGAUAUGAAUCGUGAACUACAGUACGAUACUGUAGAAAUGGCAAGCAUUGUUAGUCGCAAUGUUCCACUACUAAAUGAUGAACAAAAAAUUAUCUACGACCGCAUCAUGCUGGCAGUUUCGGCAGGACAAGAACGAUUCUUUUUUUUAGAUGCACCAGGCGGAACUGGCAAAACAUUCCUUAUUUCGCUACUUCUUGCCGAAAUACGAUCAAAAAAUGGCAUCGAUUGGCCGUUGCAUCUUCUGGCAUUGCAGCUACUUUAUUAG
This is a messenger RNA of Cotesia glomerata, 2073 nucleotides long. RefSeq lists its product as uncharacterized. The transcript has a single exon. Lineage: Eukaryota; Metazoa; Arthropoda; Insecta; Hymenoptera; Braconidae. Gene Ontology annotation, molecular function: DNA helicase activity. Bases 1 to 2073 code for a protein of 690 amino acids. Gene Ontology annotation, biological process: DNA repair; telomere maintenance. The record is from RefSeq and is a predicted model, not a curated record.